This is a messenger RNA of Cyphellophora attinorum, 4995 nucleotides long. RefSeq lists its product as uncharacterized. Lineage: Eukaryota; Fungi; Ascomycota; Eurotiomycetes; Chaetothyriales; Cyphellophoraceae. Gene Ontology annotation, biological process: regulation of exit from mitosis; maintenance of rDNA. The transcript has 6 exons. Bases 1 to 4995 code for a protein of 1664 amino acids. The record is from RefSeq and is a predicted model, not a curated record.
AUGCCAAAGUACGUUCGCCGACAGCCUCUGAGUGAGCGCAUUGCGGCCUACCUCAACCCCUACGACUUCUUGCUAUGGCUGUCAGAGGAAAUUGAGUCGCGAGGAUGGGAUCAACUAGAGAAGGAAUGGGCCAUCCCUGUUGGUGUUGUCUUGAAUUUGGUCUUCCUGGUGGCCAGAGCAAACAGCCAGACCAAGUCUCGGAGCUACGAUGAUGUCUUUGGCGAUGGCCCUUCCUUCGGCUGGAUCGCCUGGCUGUCCGUUCUCGCCGCCCAUAUCCUGACACUGCUAUCGGUAGCAAACGCCGCAUACACCUUCUGGCGACGGAAGCACUACCGACUGUUCGAAAAGGACAUUGACAAUGUGCCGAGCACACCUUCUGCACGUCGAGUUCGCCUCGAGGUUGACUCUGAGCCAGUCGCUUCAUCGCCGCUGCAAUUUCUAUCGAGCAUGUUGGGAUCAGAAAAGGCCCAAUCGCGGGCACACCCAGAUGCCUCAAGAGAUGUGUGGGAGAUCGCUGUCUGGGACCCUUUGCCAGUCUCGUUGAGGUUGUUCUGCUACUUCAGUCCCGGUCACGUCUUUGUCUACUGGCUCUUCCUUCCCAUAGCUCCCACCGAGCCUCGGCCAAGCAUCAAGAUCCUGACAGCGAUCGUCCUGGCAUUGCUGCUUUCUCUGCAGCUGUCGGCCUUCCAAGCUUUCUUCUCUCAGCAAGCAAAGGAUUCUGCAUACAUCUCCAAAGAAGUCUUGCACGAGUAUGAUGUGAAAUAUGUGCAACCACGCACCCAACCACUGUAUAGAGACGUCGGCACACAGUACACCGAGCAAGCCAAUUCCUCAGCUGCUCGCGAUGCCAGAUACAACACCGUACAGACAUACAGACCUAUGGUCAAUAUCAACAAAGGCUUCAGUAUAAGCCCAAAUCCCAGUUAUACAGCACAUCCGGAAUUGUCGGGCACGAGUUCAGACCAACUCCGGCAUCGAGCCGGUAGCACAGAAAUGGCAACACCAGCUCAAACGAGAGGCAUGAGUCCGAUGAGACCAAUGACUGCAUUUCGUCAGCCUGUCUUUCGCCCUCAAAGCGGCGAUGGCGGCAGUCUUGGUGUCUACACGCAUGCCGCAUCACCAUUGCGCAAGAGCGCCUCCACCAACUUUGCAUGCGUCGACCAGGACAGAGCGAGAGCACACUUGAGCCCUGAAAGACGACCAGGAAGUCCUGACAAGCGACUUAGUAUGCCGCUUGGGGGACUCAACUCAAAUUUGGCUCAGUCAAGAAUGCCUCGAUCUCGCAAGGAACAGCGUGCUUCUUCCGCAUCGUGGCUACCAGGUAAUGCAGAACAUCGAAACCCGUCAGCAGAAGGACCUGAGGCCUUCCGAACGUUACCAAGCCAGCGUCCUCGACGACGACCGGACCGAUCAACUUCCUACUUCCCGAUCUUCGAUCCAGUCGCUGGCGAGCAUCGUCGGUCGAGUCGUGAUCGGCUGGCGUCUGACUCGAGCCGACCAGAUGUCAGUGCUCUGACAGAGCCACACUCUCCGCAAGAAGAGCCAGAGACAACCACAGCUCAUGCAGGUCCGUCAGAUCUGCAACAGGCACUGGACGAUCGAAGACGUAAGACUGAGACGGAUUACUACGAACGUACUGACGAGCACACUGGUCUCGUCAGGCGCGUCAGCAUGAUCAGGAAUGUAUCGAGAGAUGACUACCUCAUGGCACGAGGCGCCAACCCUCGGACAGGUAUUGUCACUCCAGCGUCCACAGCUCCAACAGCAGCUUUGAUGAGAACUCUGAGCUCAAGGCAAGAGGCAUUCUCCCACCGCCAAAAUGGAGGCAACGCGGAAACCAGUGGAUCAGCCUCGAGUUCGGGCAACCCACACCUGUUCCGACGCCAACGUCUGAACUUGUACAACAAUGGGACCACGCCUCCCCGCCCUCCUCCAAAAUCACCGCCUGCUCCACCCUCGAAAGACGGCGCAGAUCCAGUAACACCAUUAGGAUUCCCUGGGUCUUUCCCAAAAACUCCUUCAGCAAACAAUAGCAGCUGCUUGCCGACGGCCAUGACGGACCACGGCAUCAAACGCAAGCCGGUUGGCAGCCCGACCAAAUUCUACCGUCAGGGAGAUGGGCCGGGAGGUGGCACGUCAGCAGAUGUAGCUCACCCUGAUGGAGCACAUGCCCUGCGAGAAGAUGCAAUGAGGUCCACAUCGGCGCCAAUCAGGCACAAACCAGAUCCUUUCUCGCCUGCGGAUAUCGGAUCGGACAUUCGACAGGCCUCGAGAGGUGAUGUGGAGGGCAUCUCUACUGUUGGCUCUCAAGCUCCUCUUCCCGGAUCUUUUUUAGACCAGCAGCCAAGGCGCGCAUCAGCCGCCCAAUGCCAAACAAAAAGGACCGAGAAAGAGCUCCCAUGUCUGCCGACGAACAAUGGCCCAUUCCAGUCACUACAGAGCAAAGACCUGCUGAAUCAUCGCACACUGGCCCCGGAAGAUACCUUGACCAACGUCAUCAUACCUCAGGAGCGCACCCCUCCGAUCUCUCGAAAUGCAGUGGAAGGAAAUAUCCUUCCCGACUCGUUCGUCAACGGCCCGAGAGACAUGGCCCCGAGCAUGUUACGCAUGGGCUUGCACAGACCAAGAGAGCGCGUGACGCUGGAGGGUCCAAAGACGCACGCCAAAGGUGGACGACCGAUGGACAUUCCAGUAUACGACAAUCCUCCGCCUCUUCCCGACGGACCAAUCCAGCCAAGGAGUCUCGCAAUGUCCUCGAGUCUGCCGAGAGCUCGAGAUCAAGACCGUCCCGUUCCACUACGCUUCGAGGACAUGCAUGGCAUCACCACGAACACUUCCACGAACACGUACACAAGUACUACUUCAAAGAUGGAUUUCAAUUCCAGUCAACAGACGCAGCAACGAGAACUACUCCGCGCCGCACCCACCCAAUCCGUGAAGCAGACGUAUGGCCCACGCCAGAUCGGCCCCCGAGGCAUAGCGCCAGGAUUGCGAAGUACCAUGAAUAUGAACAUGAGCAUGUCAUCGGGCGAUCUCUUUGGCAUGGAUAUGGCAAUGCCCCACGUCGGUCCUCGAAAGUUCGGCCGGCCACCAAUGCCCGGACGAAUGGAGGCGGCGGAUACUAUACCUACCAUUCCACGCGUCCUGCACGGCCCCCGAAGACCGAUGCACCAAACAGGCACGCGGCCGCCUUACCCGUGGAACCGGACUGGUAUGCCAACAGCAAACAGCAUGCCCGAGAUCUACGCCGAUCGCAGCCCAGACAUCAUCGACAAGGCGCCGUACCGAAUAUACCAACAGGUUCCACCAAGUCGUUCCAGAUGUACUCCGAUGGGCAAUCUAGUCGACACCCACGAGACCCACAAGCCUACCGAGACUUGUUCCACCCUACUCCCAUCAAGAGAUCAAGCACUCUACCGGAAAUGCAGCAAAUGCACGAACGGCUUCGUCGAAGAUCACAAAGACAAUCUCGAUGGAACUGCCUCAACAACGACCACAGCAGUGGAAGCUCCGAAAGACCAAUCUGUCCAGCUCGCUCGCGUCGAAGAGCAUCAGGAUGAAUCACGUACUGACACAGUGUCGAUCGAUGUGAUGAAGAAAGAAGUCGUCGUGAUCGCAAAUGAUGCUGUGCCAGAGCCCGAGCUGCCCAGAACCAUCGAACCAGCUCCUACCACGCCAGAGCAGCCAAAGAAGCGGCAACAAGAGGAAAGGACGAUCUCUUUCCGAAGGCCAGACACUGAAGCCAAGCCUCGCCCUCUGAUGAUGCCUCGAAAAGACUCGUGUGAUGCGCCUAUGCCAGUCUCGACCGAGGAUGACUGCCACGAUGGAUGUUUGGGCCAUCCGAGUCCAUCGCCAAGUCCUGUGAAGAGGAUGAGGUCCAUGGAAGACACAUAUUCAAGCCGAUCAGACAGCAUCACGUCACUGGAGGGACAGCCAUUGACGCCAUCGGCCGGGCGAGGCAAAAAGCUUGAAGUUGUGCGAAAUGCAUUCAAGCGAAGUCUGCAGCGAACACCUAGUCCCACAAAGUCUUCCGUCGCGCCUUCGUUGAGCUCACGGAUCAGGGAUGUGAAUGACGGCGAUGUCAGCUUGAAAGAAUUCCCAAGCGGACUGGCAACUCCAGGCACAUUCUGGGGCAGUAGCCCACGAAAGGGUUCCGCAACAGCUGCUCAUGCAGCGAGUGUGGCCCUAUCUCGGAGCGAUAGUGGUGGAUCGACCUCAACCGGAGCUGCUGCCGCUGCGAAGACUGCAAUAGGCUUGAAGUCAACGGGCGACACUCGGAAGCCCGCUGUCCUGGUCAAGAAAAGGCGAAAUGGCAAGGCGCCCGCUGUCGAUGAGUCGAACAGAAAGGUGACUCCAAAUGAAGGUCGUCGGGUGACCAGCCAGCCAGGUCCAGCUGUAUCGGAUGGCUGGAACGAUGAUGAUGCCACAAGUGUCAGUGACGGUAGGAGCCGCCGUCGUCCAAGCGACGCCACCAGUAUCGCAACGCUAGAGGUCGCGAUGCCGAAGAUUACUUCACUGACAUCCGGCAUCAGCGCCGCUUACGAGAUGGUACUCGUGCCCGUCGAAGCCAGUCGGAUGUGGCUCCGCAAUCAUCCUCGUGUUGGUAGUGGCGGAUCCAGCGUCGUUAAUCGUGGACUCGACAUGUUGACUGUGUUACUUGGCACGACAGAAGCCUGCUGGCACAUCGCCUUCGUUUACAGCAAGACAGGCAAGUUGAGGUUGCCGAAGAUAAAGACGAAGCGGAAAGCCUCGGGCUCUAACGAUGGCUGGGACGAGACUUCCGAAGAUGUGGUCGACGUUCAGCAGAUGACCCCGGCGCAAUUCAUGUGGGACUGCGUGCGGAGUUUUGUGUACGUCUUGAUCUUCCUUGCGCUACUCGUGCUGUUGGUCAGGGUUGUCAGGUGGGUUUUGGGUGUGGUGAAGAUGGUGGCGCUAGUUGUGAGGUGGAUCGGCUGGAUCACUAGGGUGCUGCUGGGUGGUGGCAUUCUGUGGUAG